Molecule: messenger RNA, 2685 nt
Organism: Xiphias gladius (swordfish)
Lineage: Eukaryota; Metazoa; Chordata; Actinopteri; Istiophoriformes; Xiphiidae
Gene: fdxr
Product: ferredoxin reductase
Exons: 12
Coding region: 526-2010 (494 amino acids)
Biological process (GO): ubiquinone biosynthetic process
Cellular component (GO): mitochondrion
Source: RefSeq, a predicted model, not a curated record
UACUCGGUAAUAGAAGCUUGGCAGUCAAUGGUAAAACACGUAGAAAAGCGGUAUCCAAUUUAUAUUAAAAAAAAUACCUAAAACUACACUGUUGCUGAGGAACCUACGUACUGAACUGCUGGUUUUACCACGGACUGUUGUGGGUGUAACACACAAUGCAGCCUUGAAAACAGUCUGUGUAGAUGAUAAUAGUACAACUGUGGGAUAAAGUUAAUAUUUGUGUAAUAAACCAAACGCGUUUUGAAGCGCGUAAAUGUAGAGAACUGUUAGCAUAAGCUAGCUAGUUGAUGGCACACAGCCUGAGAAAACCACCCAGGGGAGAUAAAGGUUUUUCACCUUGGCUUUUGCUCUCCGUCCUGCUGACUGUCCAAAGCUCAAAGCACAGGCAGCCAUGUGAAGCCUGUUACCGAAUAACAAGAAAACCACACACAGGAUUGAACGAUUUCUUUGUUUAGAGCCGGACAGGUGCACCUUUCCUGGCUGUCGUCUGUAGCCAGGGGAAAAAAACAAAACAAACAAAAAAAGAUGAGCGGCCAUAAAUUGCUGUUCUCCAAGCUGAAGCUGUGGACUUCAGGAAGAUGGAUACUUCAACUUCAUGAUGGUAUGAGUGGGAGUGGGAAGGCAUCUUUUUCCUCCUGCAGCCCAAAGGUGUGUAUAAUCGGAAGCGGCCCAGCAGGUUUCUACACGGCACAGCAUUUGAUCAAGGCCCGUCAGGACAUUGAGGUGGACAUUUAUGAGCGGCUUCCCGUCCCCUUCGGCCUGGUCAGGUUCGGAGUGGCCCCUGAUCAUCCUGAAGUCAAGAACGUCAUCAACACAUUCACGCAGACGGCCAAACAUUCAUGCUGCAGUUUCUAUGGUAAUGUGAAUGUGGGGAAGGAUGUGAGUGUUGAAGAGCUGCAGCAAGCCUACCAUGCUGUCAUACUGAGUUACGGGGCAGAGGGAAACAGGAGUAUGGGAGUGCCAGGAGAAGACUUGGCUGGUGUGUACUCUGCCAAAGACUUUGUGGGCUGGUACAACGGGCUGCCCAGCUGUCGAGAGCUGAAUCCAGGCCUGAGUUGUGAAACAGCAGUCAUCCUGGGACAAGGUAACGUGGCCCUUGAUGUAGCAAGAGUCCUGUUAUCUCCCUUUGACAUUUUAAAGAAGACUGACAUCACCCAGCCAGCCCUGGAGGCUCUGGCAGAGAGCCAGGUCCGCAGGGUGCUGAUUGUUGGCAGGAGAGGACCCAUGCAGGUUGCUUGCACAAUCAAGGAGCUUAGAGAAAUGGUGAACCUGCCAGACAGCAGACCUGAGAUGGUGGUGGCUGAUUUUGAGGGUGUCACAGAGGCUCUUAAAGAUUUGCCAAGGCCCAGGAAGCGUCUGACAGAGCUGAUGUUGAAGACAGCCUUGAAUAUCCCAGGAGAGAAGGAGCAGGAGAGACGCAACAAGGCGUCCCGCGUAUGGGGCUUUCGAUUCUUUCGGAGCCCCGUCGAAGUCCUGGCUGACCCAGAGCGCAACAGAACAGCUGGCAUCCGACUGGCGGUCAACAGGCUGGAGGGUUCAGGUGAGGGAGCACGUGCAGUGCUCACUGGAGAAGUGGAGGAUGUGACCUGCGGCCUGGUCAUCAGCAGUAUUGGCUACAAGAGCCUUCCCAUCGAUCCAUCAGUGCCAUUUGACUCCCACAAAGCCAUCGUCCCAAACAGCAUGGGCCGCGUUCAACAAGCUACAGGUUUAUAUUGUAGUGGCUGGCUGAAAACUGGCCCCACUGGGGUGAUAGGCACCACUAUGAACAACAGUUUUGACACUGCACGAUCGUUACUGGAGGACAUGGACUCGGGAACGUUGGACGUAUCCGCUGCAAAGCCUGGUUCACAAAUCAUCGGUGCUCUGCUGGAAGAGAGAGGAGUGAAACCAGUGACUUUCUCAGACUGGGAGAAGAUUGACAAUGCGGAGAUGAGGAGGGGCGAAGCCAUGGGGAAACCCAGAGAAAAACUACUUACUGUGGAGGAAAUGCUCCAGUUGGCUCGAACAUGACUGAAGACAAGAAACUGUUUUCAGGUAAACACAGUAACUGUUGCAGUGUAAAAUAACAGCAGUUGUUGUCAAUGGGGACCUCAAAGACUGACCACAAUGCGCACAGAAAAUAAAUGGCAUUAUGAAGUACUCAACAUGGAAUUACUUGAUUUUGUACACAUGGUACACAUUAAAAGCUGGUUGGUGCUGUAGUUUACCCCUUAAUUCUGUGUCUCCAUGUCCUCUCAGUUUGUACCUUUUGUGAACAGUAUCAAUCUAAAUCACUGAAAGACCAAGUUGAUGUUUCAUGUUGCUCUAAAAUCCUCUUCUUAUGAAUUGUAAUUUACAGUAUGCAUGUUGAAGAGUAAAAACCAUGUGAUGGCUAAAAUAUGUUUUUGCACUUCACUCACACUUCAUAUAUUCAUAUUUACCAUCAUGAAUAUAUUUUAUACAAAAUAAAAUGUGACUUAUAUAUCCUUUUAUUCCUACCUUGGAGUAUAAUUUCCUACUGUUGCAAUCUAAAUAUUUACUGUUAGCUUAGAUGUCCUAUAUGGUGGGUUUUAAGAUCUAAAGUGUUUUAAGAUCACACACGGGGGUUGGUAAAUUGCAAAGAUUUUGACUUUGAAUACUUGAUUUAUAUGAUAACCUUAUAUGUUUUUUCAUUGUCAACAAAUCCCAUGAGAAGACCAAAACCAA